Zootermopsis nevadensis is the source of this 6253-nucleotide messenger RNA. RefSeq lists its product as uncharacterized. The record is from RefSeq and is a predicted model, not a curated record. NCBI's taxonomy places the organism in Eukaryota, Metazoa, Arthropoda, Insecta, Blattodea, Termopsidae.
GGCAUAUUCUUCAUAUCAGAGUAAUGAUUAAAGAUCAUGCACCGUAGUUAAUGUCACCAAGUGAUUAGCUAGCAGUUCUGAGCUAGUAUGCAGAAAAUGGCAGAUGAGGAAAUACAUAUGAUCAAGAAGAGAAUGCAAACAGUUGUGUUAUUUUACAGCAACAAAAAGUGUUGUGUAAACGCAGAGAUUUUUGUGCCCAUUGUGGUACUCAGUGGGCCCCUGCUCCAAAAACUAUUCACAAGCUUCAUCAGCAGUUUCAACAGGAUGGUAUACAAUGUAGGAAAAGAAAUGCAAAUGUGCAUAGCCCACAGAAUAUUGCAGCUGUCAGAGCAGCCAUAUAAAGAAGCCCUGGAAGGUCGCGGCAGAAUUCAGAAUAUCCAAACGACCAGAGCGGUGAAUUUUGCCCAAUGAUUUGCAUCUGUAUCAGUUCAAAUGACAGUGAUGCAUGAACUAACCGGUCAUGAUAAACAACUCGGACUGGAGUUUGCUGCAUGGACAGUGCAUGAAGAAGUCACAAUGCACAAUGUAUGGUUUUCAGGUGAAGCACGUUUUCACUUGGAUGGCGUUGUCAACAAGCAAAAUGUGCACUUUUGGUCUUCAGAAAAUCCUCGUGCUCACCAAGGAAAUGCUUCAUGCACCGAAAAUUCCUGUUUGAGAUGUCAUCUCCAACUAUGGACUCAUCAGACCGAUAUAGUUUGACCAUACUGUGAAUAGCGAGCAGUAUCUGAGCAUGCUGAACAGCAGUUUUGUCCCUCAGCUUAUCACAAAUGGUUUGCUGUUAAAUACACUGUGGUUUGGGACUGCACCAAAUAGCAGAUGUUGUCUAGGGCUUCCUGCAAGGCACUUUUGGUCCACGUGUGAUUUCCCAUUGAUAUUAUGAUCAUUAUGGAUGCUGACAGAAGUGGCCACCCAAUAGCCUGGACAUUAACCCCUGUGACUUUAUCCUUUGGUGUACCUUAAAGGAAAAGCCUCAUUGUGCAACUGAGAGCUUUUAUUGUUCAAAUGUGUGGUGAAAUUAUGGAACAUGUGCCGUCCAAUGAUCACAAACGUAGCCGUUAGUAUUUUGGAAGUUGCACGACAGAACGGUGGUCAAAUUGAGCAUAUGAUCCACAAAGGAAAAAUCUCCAAGAAUUAUUCUAUGUAUCUACAAAAGAUAGUGGAUCUGAUGUCAUAAGAGAGGGAGCAACAAGUUAUUUGAACCAGCAGCAGAAAGUUUUUCUGGUGCCAACAUUGCAGGGAUUGGUGAUGAUGGUUGUGGUGGGAGAUAAAAGAAAUGCUAAUUUGUGUGAUAGUAGGGGAAAAAAUGAUAGUAACAGUACUGCAAACAUUGGAGAAACCAGUUAUAUGUGUGGGGGGAUACUCAAAUGUAACAGUGUUACCACAAACAAAGAAGAACCUUACAAUUUUAGUGAAAAAUUGAAAACAGAUGUCAAUGCAAAUAUGGGAGGAGGUUAUUUUUCUAGUCAGGCACCCAGAAAUAACUUUGUUUUAAACAGUGGACAGAAGAGUCUUAUAUGUGAUGAAUUUAAUAAGAAAAUUAAUGCUACUAGAAACUUGAGUCAAUUGAAGCAUCCCCAUAACUUUUCUUUAGUGCCAGCACAGCGGAGAGAAGUAAGUAAUAUAUCGCUACCAAACAAUGAUGAGGAGAAUGAUAUUUAUGCAAAGACUCUAAAAUGUACCUCAGUUACCAUCAGUGGAGAAAGUAGUUUCAAUGAUGGUGAAACUUUAAUUAAAAGUGAUGCUAUUUCAGACGAUGAAGAAAUCAUCUAUUGUGGUGAGGUAGUCAGUGGUAAGUCUAUUGGAAAUGAUAGGCAGAAGAGUUACAUGUGUGAUAAACUGACCAAGAAAAGUGACACUACUGCAGAUUUGAGUGUGUUGAAUUGGCCACAGAAUGUUACAAUACCAGCAGUGCAAAGAAAGACAAUGCUUAUAAAAGGAGAGACAAGAAGUGUGUCACCACCAAGGAUUGAUGUAAAUAAUUACAUUUUUGAUGCAGCCCCUGAGAGAAGUAAUAAUACAGAAAGUUAUGUUGGAGGAAGUUAUGUUCGUUGCAAUACACUUAAUAGUAAUCUGGUUGCAAUCAUUGGGGGAAAAUCACAUGUUUCCAGUGAGGAUGUCAAAAGUAACACAGUUACAAGCAUUGAAAGGAAGGCAAGUGCUUCUGGUGAUACACUCAAAAGUAAUGCUGGUGAUGAGACUGUGAGAUGCAAUGCUGUUGCAAAUGCUGGAAAAGAAAGUGUUGAUCCUUAUGUAAAAUUAGGCGAGGGUACCACUACUGAGAAAUUGGGCACAUUUAAUCAGCACCAGAAAUUUGCUCUGCUACCAACAACAUUGGGUUGUAUGAUAGUUAAGCUGGAUAAAACAAGGCUUAACAGUAACAAUAGAACUGAUUAUUGUGGUGAUUCACUCAAAAAUGACCCCGCAGAAAACAGUGCAGGGAAUACCACAUCUGAAAACCUACCAUUAGGUGAUGCAACAGUUCUUCCAGGUGAUCAGCGCCAAAUAUGUUUUAUAUGUGGUAAAAUAUUUGACAAGGAAUCAACACUUGAUUUACACUUAAAGACACAUAACUUUUUGUGUGAUAUAUGUGGUAAAGUUUUGUUGACAUCAGAUAAGCUGAGACGACACAAACGGUCACAUAAAGAAAGACUAUUUACUUGUGACAUCUGCAACAAGACUUUCAAAUUCACUUACCAGCUGAAUUCCCACCAUAAGAUAGUACAUUCUGGCAUUAAGAAUCAUAUUUGCAAUAUAUGUGGUUAUGCAGCAGCAUUUAAAUCAGCUCUGAAGGCACAUGAAAACAAACAUCUACAUGAUUUCAGAUAUCAUUGUGAUGUUUGUGGUAAGGGUUUUCAUGAGAAGCAUCAACUCAAGACACACAUGAACUUUCACUCAAGAAAUCAGCCAUUUUCAUGUAAUAUAUGCGGGAAGGCAUUUUUUUACAAGCAUUACUUAACUCGUCACAAACGAACUACUCACCCAGAAGUGCAGAAAGAUGGCAGCACUAAGUCAUUUGAGGGCCAUGAGUGUGAAUUUUGUGGCAGAGUGUUAAAACACAAAAAAACUUUGCUUCUACACAUGGGUUCCCAUACAGGAGGGAAUCGUACUUUUCUCUGUGACAUUUGUGGCAGGUCAUUCAGGACCAAUCAUCAACUAGAGGCACACAAACGAGUUCACACAGGUGAAAAACCUUUUGUAUGUGAUGUCUGUGCUAAGGCAUUUGGAAAAAAAUCAAGCCUGAGAAUGCAUAUGUGUGUGCACACAAGGGAAAAACACCACAGAUGUGAUGAAUGUGGUAAAUCAUACACACAACAAUCAAGUCUCAUUGUUCACAAACGUUAUCACACUGGACAGAGACCUUACCAUUGCCUACUUUGCAAUAAAGGCUUUGUGACUAAAACCCAACUUAAAAUGCACCAGAACACAGUUUGUGUAUGAGAACCUGUAUUUCAAGACUCAUUUAUAUUAAAAAUACAAGCAGCACAAUAUUGUAAACUUUUAUUUCUAAAGAGUAACUGGGUUUCUCCAGGUGCCUAGAGGUUUUUGGUCUUACUCAUAUGAUUAUAAGUUUAUGGCUUGGAAUAUAUAUCAUGCAGUAUUCUAGUUCUCUGUAAGUGGAUGGAUCAUAAUUAGGGGCAAAUUCAGAAGUUGUUGUCCUGCUGAUGCAGUGAAUGGAGUCAAACGAUUUGAACUUUCUUCAGGCAUUUAGACAAAGCAUGACAGAAUGCAGUCCAGAUGAGUUUGUAAGUCAGUUUGGUAUGUAUGAAAUUGCUAUUGGACCAGAUAUUUAUGCAAUGUCUUCAGGAAUAAAGCGAUUGUUCCCAAAGUCCAGUGUUUGUUCUUAAUGACUUUGUUAGAUGUAGUUCACGUGAUCUGAAUAAUGUAUGUUGUGUAGACAUACAUCUGAAUAUUGGUUUAAUCCACAUCAUUGCAGACUCUGUCAGUAGAUAAGUGAUGUUAGCCAUUUUUAGGAAUGUCUUGUUUAGAGUUAUGUUAGUGCUUUUUGUGGAGGAUGUUGUGUUUUAAUUUUCAUCAUGCUUUGUGUAAAAGAUUGUCACAGGAUGAUAAACUGAAAGCACUUUGUUAAAGAGCUUUGAUGUGGGUUACAUAAUAAUGAACAGAGUUGGUAUUUUGUUGUAAGAAUAUCUGAUAUCAGUAGUUUCAGAGCAGAAUGUUACUUUGUUUUAUUUUGCAAUAAAGUGGUCACAUAUUUAAAUAGUCUCUUUUUAUUGAUUUCUACUUGGGUUUGGAAUUGUUAGAGUGGUUAAUAUUUUACAAGAUUUAAUGCAAGUAAAAGGUAGUAACAAUCACUUUUGAUAUCAGCUCGUAGACUUUGCACGGUCUGAAAUUUUAAUCUUUAUGUAUAGUUACAAAUAUCUUAAUGUCAUUACUGACUGGUCUCUUUUAUUGUUUUUAUUGGUUGUUGAUUUACCAUUGAGCUGUAAUAAUAGGGAACUGACAUAGCUUGGUCUGCAAGUGACAAACUGGACUAAACAGCUGAAAUCAUUCCUAGAAGGAGCACAGGGAGAGUUGGGUGACCAUAGCUUGGUCUGGUAUGUUAAAGAGAUAGAAAAACAUGCUUCUGUAUACAUUCUUCCAUAUAUAUCUGCACCACCGACCCUAUCGAGUCAGACUGUGACAGUGGUGUCAGUAACACUGUUUGUGUGAGGACAUGAAAAAAUGUAGCCUUGUUGAAAAGAGAUAUAUUUGUGUCCAGUCAUUUUAAAAUGAUGGUGCUGCAAGUGAUGCAGUGAUAAUGUGAUGACAUCAGCAAAGAUCAGGUUAUAUAGAAUAAAAUACUGUUCAACUGAAACCACAGUUAUGUGCUGUAUGUGAUAAAAAAAUUUCACAUGCAGUCCGACUUGGCUCCAAGGGAUGUUUAUUUGUGAAAUGCGCAGUAACUGAAUGAUUACCAGGGUAAAGAGCCCGUGAGCAUUCAGUACACUGGCGUCAUCCAUAUUCUUGUAAUUUACAUUAUGGUCUGCAGACAUUUGUUUCAGCUGAAUGAAUACAAGAACAUACACUUUGGCAUUAUGAAUUAGGCAUUGAACACAUCCUCUGUGACAGUGUUUGACAAACUUUUUAACCUGUGCUGCACCCUAAUUUGUCAAAGACACAUGAUAGCACACCACAAAAGUUUGCCUCACAAGGAUUGUGAAACUAUAUGUUUCCAUAAAUAUAUAUGUGAAUACAAAUUCUUGCCCUCUAACAGUGCAAACAUACAAAAACAAAACAUAACACAUGUUGAAUAAAAAUUUUGAUGAUGAGCCUGUGUGUAUGUGCAUGCAUGGACCCGGAGGCCAGCUGUCAGGAUUGUUUUGUUUUGUUCCUUACUUGUUUCCAGGCACAUGCUGGGAUAAUGGCUUCAAUUUGGCUAUUACCACUGCCUUCCCCAUCCUUUUCAGUACAUCAUUUACAAAUUUCUUUAUACAAUACUAUAUACAAAAUAACAAAAGUUAGGCUGACUGAACAAGUAUGGAUUGCUACAAGUUAUGGAACAUUGUAAGUUUUUUUUAUCCCUCCAGUGUAUCCAGUCCACAUUCUACCACUGUAUGUGCAAUUUGACUGUGAAUGAUAUAUAUUUCUGGUAGUAUGUCCCAAAAAGUAAUAAAUACCUGGAAUAGAAUGUCUACAUGACGGGAGAAUAAAUUACAUUCAAUGGAUUUCAUUUUGAAUCUACACAUGAUUUACCAGAAUAUACUAAUGCGUUUGAAAAAUGAAUUGUGAUACAGCAGAAAGUGAAGACUGGUCUUACAAUAUGCAUUUUGACUCUCACAUUACACAUUGUAACUGCAGAUUCAUCACUUAACUGCUUUAAACUUAUUUUUACAUAUUAACUAUAUAACAUUAUCCUAUGGAAUGGUGAAUGAAUGGUUGGCUCCUUUGCUUCAUAGUAAUGAGUUCUGAGGUUCAAAAACUCAACCUGGAAUGCAGCUUUGUUCUCUAAGGUAUGCUUAUGGUCUUCAUUAGUCAAACCAUGCACAGGAUAUGAAGAAAAGUGAAAGGCUUAUUUCAUAUCCUGUGCAAAGUCAGCAUCUGCCAUUCUGAGAAUCAGUUAUAGACUAUUUGUUUGACUUCAGACACGUAACUCAGUUACAUUUUUAUUUUGAAAACAACAUUAUACGUGAUCAAAAGUAAUGGCUUUAUGAUUAUAAAUGAUGUGUUUUCAUGUCUUCAUAAUGUUUUGGUUGUAUUUCUGCAUCUUUGUUAGUUAACAAAAUAUGAUUGUUUGAAAUAAAGUUUGCCUGGGAAA